Gavialis gangeticus (Gharial) is the source of this 6490-nucleotide messenger RNA. RefSeq names its product period circadian clock 2 (gene PER2). The transcript has 23 exons. The record is from RefSeq and is a predicted model, not a curated record. Bases 1408 to 5337 code for a protein of 1309 amino acids. Gene Ontology annotation, molecular function: transcription corepressor binding; transcription cis-regulatory region binding. Gene Ontology annotation, biological process: entrainment of circadian clock by photoperiod; negative regulation of transcription by RNA polymerase II; circadian regulation of gene expression. NCBI's taxonomy places the organism in Eukaryota, Metazoa, Chordata, Crocodylia, Gavialidae. Gene Ontology annotation, cellular component: cytoplasm; nucleus.
UACUAGUUUCUGUAGAAUUCAACCUUUCAUUAAAAAAAGAAAAGAAAAGAUUAUCCUGCAGGGUUACAUGAAACAGGAUUAAAUGAAAAUGCCAUUAUUCAAAAUGAACUGAUUUUAAAAAGGCAGUGUUGCUUUUUUGGAGUUGACAGGCAUGUUGAUGAUUCGCUGCACAGUAAAAUUUCUUUUGUCACUUUUAUCUGCUGUCAAGGAGAACCCCUGUGGCCAGUGAUUAAAGCCAAUUUGGGUUGCACCGAUUUCACUUUGCUGCAGAGCAUGGAGGAUUUGGAGAGGGAAGAAGGAAUGUCCAAAUCCAUUCCAGUAUUCCUUGUUUGGGAAAGACAUAGGUUUGAAAUUGGAAUCAUGUGCCAUGAUUCAUGGCACCUGAAAUAUUGCAGGGCAGCCUGCUGGUAGAAUCUGUGUCCUCUGCUUGACUUUUUUCAGAAGCCGUUUUGGCACAUGAAGGACAGAUUCUUACCAAGACAGGGUUGCUGGGCUGUGCUGCUGCUGUUUUUUCAAUUGUCUAAUACAUUUUUUUAAGUCCCACACUGAGCCUAAUGGUAUUGGUGAUGAGACAUUGAAAAUUUUUAGGCUAAACCUGGAUUGCCAAGCAAGUCACCUAACUCUUCAAAGAUGCUGAAUACCCAUAGCUCUUAAUGACUCAAAUGAGUAAUUUGCUUCACUGGUAACUGCAGAUUUUGGCCUUUUUUAAUUUGAAAGAAGUGAUAUCUUACUUCAAGUCUGUAUAGGCUGAAAAAUUCUGGUUCAUCAGCAGCAUGGUAAGAUUAAUGUCUUGUCAUUUGCAGCAGUUUUUACAUAUCAAAACUUGAAGGAGUUUUACUGAAAUUCAAGUGUAUUGGAAAAUACCUCUGUAAUAUCUGUGUGCUUAUUUUGAUGGAUGAUAACAAUAGGCUAUCUGAAUAGGGUUGGCAUAACUGUGGGGAAUCGUUUUUAUAUCUUAUGUUCUUCAAAGGUAUUUAAAUAGGACACUGUUGGGGGGCCCAGGUAUUUCUUUUAUAUUUUAUAGUUUUAGAGUUGUCUGGACUCGGUAAUGGACGAGAAUUACCAGUAGAAGAGGAGGAGACAGUUUAAAUGCAUGUGGGAGAUUCCGGACCUAGGUACUACAUGCUUUUUGAUGCUAGCUGGGAGGGAACUUGAUAUACACUUAUGCCAACCUUUCUUAGAAAAAGCAGGCUCCUGGAUUCACGUUCCAAGACUGCAAAUCUUGUAUGCAGAGAAAAAGUAUGAAUAUGACUUGAUUGAUUCUUGAUCUCUGAAAGUAUUUCUGCAUGUUCAGUGGGAUGUAUUAAGAUCAGGAAUUCUGCUGUAGUACUGAGGGAGAAGAACCGUGAGCAACAACUUGAAAUCAUUUAAAUAUAUUUCUUAGUCUCAGAAAAGCAAUAAUACAAAAUGAAUGGAUAUUCUGAACUUGCAAAUAACUGUAGUCAAAUGCUUGCUGAGGAGACUAAUAUUCAAACAAAGCCUGAACAACAUCAGGAUGCUCUUCAGGAGGAUAUUGAGAUGAGCAGUGGUUCUAGUGGUAAUGACUUUAGUGGAAAUGACACAAAUGAAAACUACUCCAGUGGGCAUGAUUCUCAUGGCAAUGAAUCAGAUGAAAAUGGGAAAGAUUCAGCAAUGCUUUUGGAAUCUUUAGACUGUCAUAAAAGCUCAAAUGCAUUUAACCUGAUGAUUGCAAACUCUGAACAUAAUCAGUCUACCAGUGGAUGCAGCAGUGAGCAGUCCACAAAAGCCAAAACACAAAAGGAAUUGAUGAAAACAUUGCAAGAGCUAAAAGCACACCUCCCAUCUGAAAAGAGAAUUAAAGGCAAAUCUAGUGUCCUGACAACACUGAAAUAUGCACUGAAGAGCAUUAAACAAGUUAAAGCCAAUGAAGAAUAUUACCAAUUAUUGAUGACAAAUGAAAGCCAUCCUUCUGGUCUUGAUGUGUCCUCCUAUACAAUUGAAGAAGUUAAGAACAUCACUUCAGAAUACAUCAUGAAAAAUGCAGACAUGUUUGCUGUGGCAGUUUCCCUGGUUACUGGGGAAAUCUUGUACAUCUCUGAUCAAGCGGCGUCUAUCCUCCACUGUAAGAGAGACUAUUUUAAAAAUGCCAAAUUUGUGGAGUUCUUGGCACCUCAGGAUGUCAGCGUGUUCUACAGCUCUACUACUCCCUACAGGCUGCCAUCAUGGAGUAUUUGCAAUGGAGCUGAGUCUUCCACCCAAGACUGCAUGGAAGAGAAGUCUUUUUUUUGCCGCAUCAGUGCAGGAAAAGAGCAUGAAAAUGAGAUCUGCUACCACCCAUUUCGUAUGACUCCUUACCUUAUCAAAGUACAAGAUGCAGAGAAUGCAGAAGACCAGCUUUGCUGUGUGCUACUUGCAGAAAAGGUGCACUCUGGUUAUGAAGCACCCAGAAUUCCUCCUGAUAAAAGAAUUUUUACAACUACGCACACCCCAAGUUGUUUGUUCCAGGAUGUGGAUGAAAGAGCUGUACCUCUUUUAGGAUUCCUACCUCAAGACUUGAUAGGAACCCCUGUAUUGGUGCAUCUUCACCCAAGUGACAGACCUUUAAUGCUAGCAAUUCACAAAAAAAUACUUCAGUAUGGUGGACAGCCUUUUGACUACUCACCAAUCAGAUUCUGCACUAGAAAUGGAGAAUAUAUAACUCUGGACACAAGCUGGUCCAGUUUCAUCAACCCAUGGAGCCGAAAAGUCUCAUUUAUUAUUGGAAGACAUAAAGUUAGAACGGGACCCUUAAAUGAAGAUGUGUUUGCUGCUUCUCCUACCUAUACAGAGGAUAAAAUCCUUCAUCCCAAUAUUCAGGAAAUUACAGAGCAGAUAUACCGACUACUGUUGCAGCCUGUACACAACAGUGGAUCCAGUGGUUAUGGAAGCUUGGGUAGCAAUGGAUCACACGAGCAUUUAAUGAGCAUGGCAUCGUCCAGUGACAGCAUUGGGAACAACAAUGAAGACACCCAAAAGGACAAGCCUGAGAUUUGUCACGAUCCACGUAGAGUCAGAAAUAAAGGGCAAUAUGUCUUUACUGACUGUAGAGCAAAGUUGGAACACAAGAAAAAGCCUUUUGCAGAAAAAACAAAUGGUCCCACGGUUCAUAUGAAAGAUGCAUCUGGAAUGAAUGCUGUAGCCAUUGCUGCCCAUAAGAAUGUGAUUACAGAGGAACUGGCUUGGAAGGAGCAACCUGUGUAUUCCUAUCAACAGAUUAGUUGUUUAGACAGUGUCAUCAGGUACCUGGAGAGUUGUAAUGUGCCUGGUACAGUGAAGAGGAAAUGUGAACCAUCAUCAAAUUCCACUUCACUGAAUUCUGAUGAUCAUAAACAAAAAACAGUUAAUGCUGUGCAGCCUAUGAGAGACCCUGCUUUGAAGACAUCUAAAAAGUCAAAUGGUCCUCCAGUAGUUGGUGCUCACUUGACUACUUUGGCUCUACCUGGAAAACCAGAAAGUGUUGUGUCUUUCACCAGUCAGUGCAGCUACAGUAGUACCAUUGUUCAUGUUGGAGACAAAAAAACGCAACCUGAAUUAGAAAUGAUAGAAGAUGGUCCGAGUGGAACAGAGAUCUUAGAUGGUCAGCUUUUUGCCCCUCCAUCCAACAGUACUCAUGUAAACCAAGAAAAGGAGCCAUUUAAAAAAUUGGGUCUUACAAAGGAAGUCCUUGCAGUCCACACACAAAAAGAAGAGCAGAGUUUUCUGACUAAGUUUAAGGAAAUCAAAAAAUUCCACAUGUUUCAAAACCGCUGCAAUUACUACUUGCACGACAGACCUAAAGGAUGUCCUUGUGAACGUGGUGUUCGUGGUCAAAGAAAUGGUAUUUCUGGAAUGGACCAAUCUUGGAAAAAAAAUGGAAAAAACAGGAAAUCAAAGUCUAAACGAAUAAAGCCACAAGAAUCCUCAGAUAGCACAACUUCUGGAACAAAGCCCCCUCACCGAUUUCCACUACAAGGUCUAAAUAGCACAGCUUGGUCGCCAUCAGAUACAUCUCAAGCAAGCUACCCGGCCAUGUCUUUCCCUACUGUUAUGCCUGCAUAUCCACUUCCAGUUUUUCCAACAUCAGGAACUGUACCACCAUGUCCUGAGACAUCCCUCUCAGGUUUUAAUGAAUUACCAGAUGCUGGCAGUAGUUGUCCCAUGCAAACAUCACAGUUUUCUGCACCUCUUGUGACACCAGUAGUAGCACUAGUGCUCCCCAACUAUAUAUACCCUCAAAUGAACAACAGUUUGCCACAGACACUUUAUCAUGGCCAGCCUAGUUUUCCUGCCCAUCCCACUCUCUCUUCACCAUCCACGUUUCCCCCACCACCUCCAUUUGCUGCUCCCAACUCUUUCCCCCAACAGACAUUUUUUCCAGCACAGUCAUUCCAGUAUAGUCCACCAACAGAAAGUGAAAAAGUUCCUGUCGUGGAAUCACGAAAUGAGCAGUCUCGUUCCUCCACUCCACAGUCUCUCGGCCUACGAGAUCAAGCCUCACCGCCUUUGUUUCAGUCAAGAUGUAGUUCUCCUCUACAACUAAAUCUUCUGCAAUUAGAAGAAAUCACCAAAACUGCUGAAAGUGGUACUGCUUCUGGCUUAAAUGGAGCUUUGCUUGAAGGAGCUGCCACAAGCAAAACCGUGUCAACGGAGGAGUGCAGCAGAAAGGGUUCUUUACCUGUGGAAUCUCUAAUGGAAGCUCAGAACAGUGAUGCGCUCUCUAUGUCAAGUGACUUGCUUGACAUUUUACUUCAAGAGGAUGCAUGUUCAGGCACUGGUUCAGCUUCAUCGGGUAGUGGUGUGUCAGCAGCUGCUGAAUCAUUAGGAUCUGGAUCCAAUGGCUGCGGGAUGUCAGGGAGUAGAACAGGCAGUAGUGAAACAAGUCAUACCAGCAAAUACUUUGGGAGUAUUGACUCUUCAGAAAAUCAACAUAAAACAAAAAAGAGAACAGAAAUGGAAGAAAAUGAGCAUUUCAUUAAAUAUGUCCUUCAGGAUCCUAUCUGGCUACUGAUGGCUAAUACAGAUGAUGCUGUUAUGAUGACAUACCAGAUACCAUCCCGAAAUGUGGAAGCUGUUUUAAAAGAGGACAGACAGAAGCUAAAGCAAAUGCAGAAGUUCCAACCAAAGUUUACAGAAGAACAAAAAAAGGAACUUAUUGAGGUUCAUCCAUGGAUGCAGAAGGGUGGACUUCCAAAAGCAGUUUCUAACUCAGACUGUAUCUACUGUGAGGACAACCUACAGAGCAGGUUUAACACAUCAUACGAUGAAGAAAUCCAUGAAAUGGAACUUAAUGAAAUGAUUGAAAACAUUGGAGAAAACAAUUUGUCUGCCUUAACUCAAGCCAGUGAAGAACAAACAUAACCUUUGACACUUUAGAAAAGCUGCUUUAAGCCCUGAUGUUGCAUUGGCAGGUCUUAAAGAUUUUGAACCUUGUUUCUAGUGAAAUGAACCUGGUUUAUAAAACAAAUGGAUUUUUUGUUCUAGAAAAGUCGUUUGUGAAGGAAUCUCUUUGAAUAGAGGAAUUCCCUUCCCUCCCCAGAAAGGACGUUGUUGAAGUUGGUAUGCUAUUUAUGUAAAAAAUAACAUAAAAUCUUUCUCUUUAUAUAUAUAAAUUGUCUUUCAAAUCAGAAUGCCUCUUAUUUGGUUCCUUGAACUGUAAAAGUUUUCAUGACAGCCUACUGAAUUGAUAGACUAAUGAAUAUUGCAAAAUACACUAGUGCUUAAUUUAUUUUUUCUUCAACUCUUAGUAAUGAUGCAUUGUAUUGUUCUUGUAAUUUCUAAACAAAUCUUUAAACCUAGUUAACAUCUUGGAGUCACUCUUAUUUAUUUUUUUGUAAUUACUCCAACAUUAUGGAGAAACAUUCCAAUAAUUUGCAAAUAAUCUGAUUCACAAUUCUUGCCCUUAUUCCAAUCAAUCUAUCCAGUCCUCUUGUUCCAGUUUACUAUAAUUAGAUGCUGGAAAUACUUUAAUAGCUUAUUACAAGCAACCACAUCUCAUCAUGUAAUUUCUAGGAGGACAUAUAUUAAAAAGUGUUAUGAAUGUAUUAAAUGUGAGGGUUGACAACUUUUUUGUUUAUUUUUUUAAGUCUCAUAUUUUAGCGAGCAUUGAAGCAUUAUGGACUGCUUGUUACACUGACAGAUUACCUUUUGAAAACUUGUGUCCAGGAUACCUGCAAGCUUAUCAGUUAGAAAGACUGAACUGCAGAGAAGAUGCGUCUGCACAGCACUCACUGGAAAGUUUGCAACCAAUCUGUACUAUUCCUUCAGUCUUGUUCCUUCAUGAAGUUGGCCAUCAGCUUUUCUGUUCUGGCUACAUAAACAUUAAACUUGCAUGUUUUGGGAAUAGAUAAGAGAUUGUUCCUUUCAGGAUAAUUGUUACACACAGAAGAAGUUUUGAGAAAAGUAAUGACUUCAUAUUUGAGUUGAAUGAACUGGAGCUAAGUGGACAGAAGUUCUUUACUUUCUGGGGUUUUGUGUUGGUGCCUCUGGAGUCUAAAUGACCUGAUUUUUUUUU